This is a messenger RNA of Carassius gibelio (silver crucian carp), 2397 nucleotides long. Its product is annotated as carnitine O-palmitoyltransferase 1, liver isoform. The record is from RefSeq and is a predicted model, not a curated record. The transcript is spliced from 13 exons. Gene Ontology annotation, molecular function: carnitine O-palmitoyltransferase activity. Lineage: Eukaryota; Metazoa; Chordata; Actinopteri; Cypriniformes; Cyprinidae. Gene Ontology annotation, cellular component: mitochondrion. Gene Ontology annotation, biological process: intracellular signal transduction; fatty acid metabolic process; carnitine metabolic process. The coding region runs from base 27 to 1598 and encodes 523 amino acids.
UCUAUUUGAGAGGUCGUGGGCCAAUCAUGGUUAACAGCAACUAUUAUGUAAUGGACUUUCUUUACGCCUUUCCUACACAUCUGCAAGCAGCAAGAGCCGGCAACAUCAUUCAUGCUAUCAUGCUUUACAGGAUGAACCUGGACCGGGCUCAAAUGAAACCGUUAAUGCUUCAAAACACCAUCCCUAUGUGCUCGUCCCAGUAUGAGUGCAUGUUCAACACCAGUCGCAUCCCAGGCAUAGAAACAGACACACUUCAGCACAUGUCUGACAGCAGGCAUAUUGUGGUGUAUCACCGAGGCCGUUACUUUAAAGUGGGGAUGUUUUAUGAUGGGCGGUUACUUUUGCCACGGGAGAUCGAGCAGCAGCUGGAGAAGAUACUGGCUGACACGUCAGAGCCACAGCCCGGAGAGGAAACCCUCGCUGCCCUCACCGCAGGGGACAGAGUGCCUUGGGCCUGUGCCCGUAAUGCCUACCUCAGACAUGGCAAGAACAAGAAGUCUCUGGAUGCUGUGGAGAAGGCCGCUUUCUUUGUUACACUAGAUGACACAGAGCAGCGCUAUGACCAAGCAAACCCUGUGGAGUCCCUGGACCGUUACGCUAAAUCGCUGCUCCAUGGGAAGUGUUAUGACAGGUGGUUUGAUAAGUCCAUAAACUUAAUUGUCUUCAAGAAUGGAACGGUUGGCCUUAAUGCAGAACACAGCUGGGCUGAUGCUCCUGUUGUUGGCCACCUCUGGGAGCAAGUGCUCUCGAUGGACCCUGUUAAGUUGGGCUACACCGCAGAUGGCCACUGUAAAGGAGAACCUCACCAUAAUCUUCCUGGACCUCAAAGACUCCAGUGGAAUAUCCCAACUGAGUGCCAAACUAUGAUUGCCAACUCUUUGUCUGUGGCCAUGGCUUUGGCUGAUGAUGUGGACUCUCACAUCAUCCCCUUUAGUGACUUUGGGAAAGGCUUGAUCAAGAAGUGCAAGAUCAGUCCUGAUGCCUUCAUCCAGCUAGCAUUGCAGCUGGCCCAUUAUAGGGACAAAGGAAAGUUUUGCCUGACGUAUGAGGCGUCCAUGACACGUUUAUUCAGAGAAGGCCGUACAGAAACUGUGCGCUCCUGCACCAUGGAAUCCUGUGCUUUUGUCCGUGCCAUGAUCAACAACAAAACGACAGAAGAGAAACUUCGUUUACUAACCCAGGCGGCUGAGAAACACCAGCAGAUGUAUAGGCUGGCAAUGACUGGUCAGGGCAUUGACCGCCAUCUCUUUUGCCUCUACGUAGUGUCUAAGUACCUUGGACAGGACUCCCCAUUCCUCAAGGAGGUGUUGUCAGAGCCGUGGAAACUCUCCACUAGUCAGACUCCUUUGCAGCAGGGGGAGCUGUUUGAUCUGGUGAAUCACCCAGAGUAUGUGACCAGUGGAGGAGGAUUUGGACCGGUUGCAGAUGACGGUUAUGGUGUGGCCUAUGUGAUUAUCGGUGAAAAACUCAUCAAUUUCCACAUCUCUUCCAAGCAUUCUAGUCCAGAAACGGACUCUCAUCGCUUUGGAAACAAUAUCAGACAAGCAAUGCUUGCUAUGCUGGAUCUGUUUCAGCUUGACAAGAAGGACCUAAAGUGAUUUGACUGGUGAAAGGAUUGUGCUUUUAAUGACUCGUGUCACCUCAAUUGUAUAUCAGCAGCGUUGAGAGAAUCUCAUUCUGUUGUUAUUUGUGCUGGUGCCUUAACACAUGUCUCAACUGCAUUACCAAGACUAUUUUCACUUUCAGCUUUCAGUAUAUUUUACUGAGAUGUACAGUUUCAUAUAUAUUUCAAUAGAUGACAUUCUCUUGAUAAGAUAUCAAGGAGCAUAAUAUUCACUUGGCUGAAGUGUUGAGUCGCAAAUCAAGCGAUACUCGGCUCUCCAUUUGUGCUUUAAGUUUGCAGUCUGAUAUUUGCAGUUUUUCAAAUUAAGAGUUAACUUAUGAAGGAAAUGAGGUUAUGCGGAUUGAUAAGUUUCUGAAUACCCCAAGUGUGCAGUCUUUUAUUAUGUAUUUUGCACACAUUUUGCUCUCCACCUGAUUGAAUGGGUUGCUAUCGUGUCGAUUCAGCGUUGAAAGGUCACUAGGUUUUAAUGCGGGAUGUGUUAACGCUUAUCAUAUGCCUUAUCACAUUAAUUGUACAUUUUAUUUUUAUUUGAAUUCAUUUAAUUUCCUUCCAUCAUAUUUUAGGUUUUGAUUUGACUGUAAUCAUUUUGGAAAUCAUUGUCAAAAAAUGAUUCAAGUUCUGGGAAAAAUUGAAUAUAUUCUGAACUCCGUUAUUUAUUUUGUAUGCAUAAUAAUGUGUUAAUGAGUAAAUAAUGAGUGUUCUCUUAAAGUACAUGUAUACAUUUAUUUGGAAAUUCAGAAGAAGCAUUAAACAUACCAUAAACAUAUUAAUAA